Messenger RNA from Suillus discolor, 1320 nucleotides. RefSeq lists its product as uncharacterized. The coding region runs from base 1 to 1320 and encodes 439 amino acids. The record is from RefSeq and is a predicted model, not a curated record. The transcript has 6 exons. Lineage: Eukaryota; Fungi; Basidiomycota; Agaricomycetes; Boletales; Suillaceae.
AUGCACUUUGUUCGCUUCUCUACGUACAUUGCUUCUUGUCUCUCUGUUACUCGUGCUUUCAGCGUGACUGUUGGGACUCCCACUCAAUGUGACCCUCUCAAGAUCUCAUGGACUGGUGGGCAAGCGCCGUUUGAAAUACACUUAACUCCCUAUUUAAAACCGUAUCAGAACGCAUCUGUACCAGCAUCAGCCUUUAAGAACGGCGUAGGCUCUUAUUCAAUACCACAAUUGACGUUGUCGGCUGGAACAACGUUUCUACUCACUAUGUCGGACGCCGCCGGAUUUGGUUCGGGCGGGACGACAAACCAACUAACUGUUGGGAAUUCUGGAAAUAAUGAUUGUAACACUCAAGAUUUGUCACCUCAGUACAUGUUCUGGUUGACUCCAACUCCGAGUCCGAUGACGCAAUGCAGCAGUGCAGUUGCUACCAAUGGUGCAGUCCUGCCCAUUACUAUUGCGCAACUUAUUCCUGGCGGACAACCAACCGUAUUAUAUUCCAAUGAAGACACUUUUACGUCGAGUGUCAAUGUUACAGGAGGGACGAGUCUCCUGUAUUUUGUCACCGACUCCAAGGGCAGACAAGGUGGGGCCUCUGGGUUGCAGCAGGUCUUAGGGUCGAGUAAUUUCACGUGCCUAAGCGCCAACUCGCCGUCAUCCACUGCAGGCAUAUCGGCCACAGCCACCACCACGGCUUCGCCGUCAUCUAGUUCAAGCAAUACAUCAAGCAAGGCUGCUCUUAUCGCAGGCGCGGUCGGCAGUGCGGUGGUCCUUACUGCAUUGGUCAUCCUCGGCAUGUGCCUGUGGCGUAAACGGAGAGCAUCCCGCAUUCAGCCUUCUAAAACAACCUAUUUUCAACUGCAGAAUACAAACGAAGUCAGCCUUUACAGUGAAGUUCUGCCAUCGCCAUCAUCAUCACCAUAUCCCGUCAGCUACCACAUGACACCCGUCGAGCAUAUGGCUGUGGGGGCUCGACCAGCACCACCGUUACCACGGAAGAGAGACCCUGCCCACUUUUCUUCACCCGUUGAACCUGGAUCCCAAUCAAUUUCUACCACUUCCGGCAACGUCACAGUUAGGGAUCCUCCCACACCCUUUCGUGUUGAAACACAAAUUUCCCCUGACACAGACAGCUUAGCUAUGCACGGAGCAUCUGGAAGUCAAUCUACGGCGUCGGCUAGCGCCUAUCAACCUCCCACUCAAAUCAUUGUGCAUACCGACGCUGAUGAUGUUGUGCCAGACCGCAAUGGUUUGGUUGAACUUCCACCGCAGUAUUCAGAUCAUCGGGAAAACCGUACCUUGGAAUCCAAGUCUGCGUCAUGA